AUGGCAGGCGGUGACAGUGAGGAAGGACCUCCGGAUUCUUCCAAUAAGCCUGUAAAUAAUCCGUAUUUGGCUCAUUUUAACGUCAAUCAACAACACUCAAGACCUCACAAAAGGCUUGGAAACCGUUUUGUAUCAACACGGCAACAACAGGCACCAGCUGCACCUGUGAGGAGCACUAUUAUAAAUACACCGCAUAUAGAUACUCCUACUCCUAUUAUCACGCCGCCAGUUAAUACAGAAACACCAGCAUCAGCACCAACAUCAACGCAGCACCAACUUCCACAACACGCAUACGGAAACUACUCCAACUAUUACUCUACCCGUCGUAAUCCAAUCGCACGACUAGAUCCCCGUCUAGCACUUCUAAAUCCAUCAUGGUUUGAAGGCAAACGAGUACUAGAUAUUGGAUGUAACUCUGGCGACAUAACGAUCUCCAUUGCAGUCUUGUUUGGCCCUUCCCAUAUCGAAGGUGUAGAUGUGGAUUUAUCUUUAAUAGCUAAAGCACAGACGGCAUUACGAUGGAGGGCGUCAGUCGUGAAGGCAGAUAAAAGUAAAAAGAAGAGGAAACGGGUUGCUGUAUGUAAUAAUACGCUGGAUUUAGAUUAUUAUCCGAUAUCUGCUCCUGCUAUGCUUGGAAUGAUGCCCGUAGAUACCGAAUAUACGCCACAAAGUAAACUAGAUGCGAAUCCAGAAGCAGAAGAAGUGACUGGUGCUGAAACGUCCAGUCUCUUUCCAGAAAACAUACAUUUCCGAGCCUCAGACUGGCUAAACGAACUACCAGCCCCCUUAGAAUCAAGCCAUGACUGUAUACUAGCUCUCUCAGUAACCAAAUGGAUUCAUUUGCAUCACGGUGAUGAUGGCUUACUUGCCUUCUUCGAACGUGUACAUAAGACCCUAAAGACUGGCGGACGAUUCAUACUUGAACCACAGCCAUUCGAUACAUAUAAUCAGCGACUCAUGGCGCAACAUAUGAAGGAUCACUAUAAUAGUAUUAAAAUCAAACCAGAUGACUUUGAGAAAGUCCUGGUACGAGAUAUUGGAUUUACGAGAUGUGAUGCCUUGGGGGCUGGUAUGAAUGACAGCAAGCAGUUUCGAAGACCUGUAUAUGCUCUUGUGAAGUAA
Messenger RNA from Synchytrium microbalum, 1122 nucleotides. RefSeq lists its product as uncharacterized. Bases 1 to 1122 code for a protein of 373 amino acids. Gene Ontology annotation, molecular function: snRNA binding; O-methyltransferase activity; RNA methyltransferase activity. Gene Ontology annotation, biological process: snRNA modification. The transcript has a single exon. The record is from RefSeq and is a predicted model, not a curated record. NCBI's taxonomy places the organism in Eukaryota, Fungi, Chytridiomycota, Chytridiomycetes, Synchytriales, Synchytriaceae.